Messenger RNA from Dipodomys ordii (Ord's kangaroo rat), 1171 nucleotides. RefSeq names its product protein serine kinase H1 (gene Pskh1). Gene Ontology annotation, biological process: protein phosphorylation. The record is from RefSeq and is a predicted model, not a curated record. Bases 173 to 1171 code for a protein of 332 amino acids. Lineage: Eukaryota; Metazoa; Chordata; Mammalia; Rodentia; Heteromyidae. The transcript is spliced from 3 exons. Gene Ontology annotation, molecular function: ATP binding; protein kinase activity.
CGCUGACGCCGGAGAAUGGCGGCGGCGGCGGCGGCCGUGGCCGCGACCGGGAAACGGUCCGCUGAGCCACGGAGACGCCGAAGAGCCAGCCGCCCGCUCGAGGUGUAGACAGGGCACUGCCUGAGGAGCAGGUCCUGCCACCCUCACUGGAGAGGAUGCCCCUGUGUCCGUGAUGGGCUGUGGGACAAGCAAAGUCCUUCCUGAGCCAACCAAAGAUGUCCAGCUGGAUCUGGUCAAGAAGGUGGAACCCUUCAGUAGUACUAAGAAUGAUGUGUGCAAGCACUUCAUCACAGAAGUGGAACAUGUUGGUCCUUUCAAAGCUGGAUUUCCAGCUGCCAGUCAAUAUGCACAUCCUUCCCCUAGUGCCCCCACUAGCGGCCACACAGAGCCUCCCUCAGAACCACCACGCAGGGCCAGGGUGGCUAAGUACAGAGCCAAGUUUGACCCACGUGUGACUGCUAAGUAUGACAUAAAGGCUCUGAUUGGCCGAGGCAGCUUUAGCAGAGUGGUACGUGUGGAGCACCGAGCAACCCAUCAGCCAUAUGCCAUCAAGAUGAUUGAGACAAAGUACCGAGAAGGACGGGAGGUAUGUGAGUCUGAGCUGCGUGUGCUGCGCCGGGUCCGCCACGCCAACAUCAUCCAGCUGGUGGAGGUGUUCGAGACACAGGAGCGGGUGUAUAUGGUGAUGGAGCUGGCCACCGGUGGUGAACUCUUCGACCGCAUCAUUGCCAAGGGUUCCUUCACUGAGCGGGAUGCCACAAGGGUUCUACAGAUGGUGCUGGAUGGUGUUCGGUAUCUGCAUGCCCUGGGCAUCACACACCGAGACCUCAAGCCUGAAAAUCUACUCUACUACCACCCAGGCACUGACUCCAAGAUUAUCAUCACUGACUUUGGCCUGGCCAGUGCCCGCAAGAAAGGUGACGAUUGCCUGAUGAAGACUACCUGUGGUACACCUGAGUACAUUGCGCCUGAGGUCCUAGUCCGCAAGCCUUACACCAACUCUGUUGAUAUGUGGGCACUGGGGGUCAUCGCCUACAUUCUGCUCAGUGGCACCAUGCCCUUUGAGGAUGACAACCGCACCCGGCUGUACCGGCAGAUACUCAGGGGCAAGUACAGUUACUUGGGGGAGGUAGACCUGGUUCUGAAGGAGUUUGGUGUCGUGGGCUUUUGA